AUGAACCCCUCUGUUGUGGCUGCCCACAAGAGGAUUGGACUUCUCCAAAGGUUCAACAAGUGGCAAGGGAAAGCCAUGGAAAAGAUGCAAAAGUCCAUGGACAAGAUGGUGAGCAAGAUCAAGAGUUUGGAGAAGAAAGUUUCUGGUUCUUCAAGCAAGAAGAAGAAGGCACCCAUGGCCCCCACUUUCCUUAGGAGUAGAUCACUCCUCACCACUCAAAGGAGGCUCCAUACCCAAGAACCUCACAGAGCCUCUUCAUUGAGCCAAGGGAAGGGGAAGACAACUCACAUAGAAGGAGGAAGAGCUCUAAGCCCAGACGCUCCACUCGACCACCGGACUUGA
Microthlaspi erraticum is the source of this 342-nucleotide messenger RNA. The record is from the annotation of a GenBank genome assembly. NCBI's taxonomy places the organism in Eukaryota, Viridiplantae, Streptophyta, Magnoliopsida, Brassicales, Brassicaceae.